This is a messenger RNA of Spodoptera litura, 1341 nucleotides long. RefSeq lists its product as uncharacterized. Lineage: Eukaryota; Metazoa; Arthropoda; Insecta; Lepidoptera; Noctuidae. The record is from RefSeq and is a predicted model, not a curated record. Gene Ontology annotation, molecular function: odorant binding.
CAAAACAACAUCUCAGACAAGUAUCAUUUGGUGUCACUCGUCUUGAGGAUAACCCGUCCAUUUAAUUAUCUAACACCACAUGUCAUUAUCUUUUUAAUAUCAAUCCACCUACCUAUACCUACCUACCCAACACGUUAAGUUACAGACAUUUUAAUAAAUUAUUAUGCAACACAACUCAAUAAGCAGGUCCCAUUUGGAUAGGCAUAACAAUAUGUGCAAAUACGUCUGUACCUAUACAUCCGACUAUAAAGAACAGCUAUCCAUAAUUGUAGAUGUCCGCAUUGUAAUUGUAACCAAUGUCCGAAUCAUUGUAAUGAAAAGAGUUCACAGGAAUAUCACUGAUUUUGACAGGCACUUGUCAGCUACAAUGGUCGAGUUUCCUGUACAGAUCCAUUUAAAUGCAGGGCAGUAAGCAGUGCAACAUUUUACUUCCGUACGAUGGUAGGUGUCGUGGUGCUCCUCGCACUCCUACCGGCAUUAGUCGCGGGUGCUGGAGAAGGUAACAUCAAAUUAUUAGAAGAUGAAGUAGCAGUAGCUUUGAAAUCAUGCACAUAUCCUGACGACGUCACCAACUCAAAAGAACCUGCAAGUAAGGAACGUCAACGCCGAUCUGAGGACUCUUACGAUGCUUCUCCCAGAAUAGACGAUAAUAUGAAAGAAGGGAACCGAUACAACCACGAGCGACGGAUUACCAACGACAGUGGUGACCAACUAAUGGUCAUUAAUGCAACUGAUGACGACUAUAGUGGCUAUGGAUCUGGGAACAUGGGAGAAAAACUGCUUACAUCAGUACCACGCCCGGCAACUCCGAGUAACAAUAUAAACAAGAAUAAUACUAGCAGGACCAAAAGAAACGAACCGCUUCUAAACCGUCCCGAUUCGGAUCAGUGUCUCAGUCAAUGUGUGUUCGCCAAUUUACAAGUGGUGGACAGCAGAGGUAUACCUCGAGAAGCAGAAUUAUGGAACAAAGUGCAAUCAUCUGUGACGUCACAACAAUCUCGGUCUGCGCUGCACGAUCAGAUACAAGCUUGCUUCCAGGAGUUACAAUCAGAGGCUGAAGACAACGGUUGCUCCUACUCUAAUAAGUUGGAACGAUGUUUGAUGCUACGUUUCUCCGAUCGUAAGGUUGACGGUAAAGGAAAUGCCAAGAAAUCUUCUACGGAACAGACAGGAUAGGCUGAUGAGAACAAACUACGACCAACCGCAUAACCCAAAGGAUAUAAGUACGAAUGACAAUGACAACUAGUUUUACAUAGGUAUCUAAAUGUGUAGCCUAGAAAAAAGCAAUUCAGAAUAAAAUCUGACGACAAUUUUGGUGAUUUUAUUUUAUUAUUAAUCUAC